Molecule: messenger RNA, 1466 nt
Organism: Phyllostomus hastatus (greater spear-nosed bat)
Lineage: Eukaryota; Metazoa; Chordata; Mammalia; Chiroptera; Phyllostomidae
Gene: C1QL2
Product: complement C1q like 2
Exons: 2
Coding region: 14-877 (287 amino acids)
Molecular function (GO): protein binding
Source: RefSeq, a predicted model, not a curated record
CGUGCUCCUGGCCAUGGCACUGGGGCUGCUCAUCGCGGUGCCACUGCUGCUGCAGGCGACAACCCCCGGAGCAGCACACUACGAGAUGAUGGGCACCUGCCGCAUGAUCUGCGAUCCAUACAGCGCUGCACCGGGCGGGGGCCCUGCGGGCGCCAAGGCGUCGCCACCUGGACCCAGCACUGCUGCCCUAGAAGUCAUGCAAGACCUGAGCGCCAACCCUCCACCCCCUUUCAUUCAGGGACCCAAAGGCGACCCCGGGCGACCUGGCAAGCCCGGGCCGCGGGGGCCCCCUGGAGAGCCGGGCCCGCCUGGUCCCAGGGGUCCUCCAGGGGAGAAGGGCGACUCGGGGCGGCCCGGGCUGCCAGGGCUGCAGCUUACAGCUGGAGCUUCAGGAGGUGACGGGGUGGUGGGUGGCGGAACCCGGGGCGGCGAUGAUUCUGAGGGCGAAGUGACCGGCGCUCUCAGCGCUGCCUUCAGUGGUCCAAAGAUAGCCUUCUACGUGGGUCUCAAGAGCCCUCACGAAGGCUACGAGGUGUUAAAGUUCGAUGACGUGGUUACCAAUCUCGGUAAUCACUAUGACCCAACUACCGGCAAGUUCAGCUGCCAGGUACGCGGCAUCUACUUCUUCACCUACCACAUCCUAAUGCGCGGCGGCGACGGCACCAGCAUGUGGGCAGACCUUUGCAAGAACGGGCAGGUCCGGGCCAGCGCUAUCGCGCAGGACGCUGACCAGAACUAUGACUACGCCAGUAACAGCGUGGUGCUUCACCUCGAUGCUGGGGACGAAGUGUAUGUGAAGCUGGAUGGCGGGAAGGCGCAUGGAGGAAAUAACAACAAGUACAGCACGUUCUCCGGCUUUCUUCUCUACCCGGACUAGAGUCGCAGUGAGCGCGAGGUGAGGUGGCUUCAGGCCGCCCCAUACUCAUAGGGGCGCGCUGUUCCCUAGCAAGGACCACUCUCGCUUCAUGACAGUUCUGAUACCGUUGGAAAAGACACAUUCCUGCUGUCCUCCCUGCCCCGCUCCCGUCCUCAGUGUGUCUGCGACUCACUGCGCUCUGAGCAGUGCUCCUGGUUCAUGUCCCCAACCUGGGGAGGGGGAGGGCAACGCCAACGUGGGGAGAUGAGCGUGACCUGAACUCCAGAGGCGGUGGACAGUGGCAGGGUGGCCGCAGCACAGUUUGCAAACCUGAUUGGACUGGGCAGGCUGGGUGGAUUAACUGCCCUCUUCCAGUCCCUCCUCCUGCAAGUGCCCUGAGACCGAGGCCUUCCACUCCUGGCCAGCGGAGGUAGGCCAAAAUGAGCAUGACCUCCCUGGGGUGUCCUUUGAGACUCUAAAUACUUGUGCAAAUGUCCCUGUCCAUCAGUCAAAACCCCACCGCUGAAGAGUCCCAGCAAAGGGAAAAUUCGCUUCUUCACCGUACUCCUGACUCAGACCAACUGCGAUGCAUUAAAUUAUGUUUCUAGAC